AUGAAGGCUACUUUCUUCUCCGUCUUUGCUCUGGCCAUCUCGGCCAUUGCCAGCCCUGUUCCUCAGGUCAACGGCGCUGUUGGACAGGUCAACGGUGUUGUCAAGUCCACCACCGACAUUGUCACCAAGAAGGUUGGCGUCAAGCAGAUUGUCGAUGAGGCUAGUUCUGCCAAGCGUGCCAUCGCUGGUCCUCAGGUCUUGAUCACUACUCUUAAGACUACCGUUCACAAGGUCAACGGCCAGACCACCGGCAUCAACGAGAUCGUUGAGAAGGUCAAGUCCGGUGUCAUCACCAAGGACGCCGGUGCCACCCAGGCCGUGCCCAUGUUCGAGGCUGUCCACUUCGAGCUCACCGAGGUCGUCACCAAGCUUACCGGUGCCGCUGGCCUCAACGUUGCCGACGCCGAUGUCGACACUGUCCUCAGCCUCGUCGUCGUCCUCGUCUCCGAGGUCCUCACCACCGUCAAGACUGUCGUCACUGUCAUCGGCCUCCGACCCCAGCUCAUCUCCAUCCUCCACUCCGUCUUCACAAUCCUCGCCAAGGUUCUCACUCUUGUCAUUGGCAUCGUUGGUGCCAUCGUCCCUGGCCUGAUUGCUGCCCUUACUCCUCUCCUCGCUGGCCUCGGCAACGCUGUCCUUGCCCCCGUCCUCGCCCCCAUCACCGCUUUCCUUGCUGGCAUUGCUGCCGCCUAA
This is a messenger RNA of Fusarium falciforme, 693 nucleotides long. RefSeq lists its product as hypothetical. The record is from RefSeq and is a predicted model, not a curated record. Bases 1 to 693 code for a protein of 230 amino acids. The transcript has 2 exons. Lineage: Eukaryota; Fungi; Ascomycota; Sordariomycetes; Hypocreales; Nectriaceae.